Molecule: messenger RNA, 711 nt
Organism: Chanos chanos (milkfish)
Lineage: Eukaryota; Metazoa; Chordata; Actinopteri; Gonorynchiformes; Chanidae
Product: melanoregulin
Exons: 5
Coding region: 1-711 (236 amino acids)
Biological process (GO): melanosome transport
Cellular component (GO): melanosome
Source: RefSeq, a predicted model, not a curated record
AUGGGGGCUGCCUUUAAGAAGUUUUGUGCCCAAUUCUGCUGCUGCUGCUGCUGUGGGGAUGAUGAUGAGGACGAGAAAAGACCUAUACUCAGUGCCGAUACACUGGAGUAUUUUGAUCGUGAGGCAAAAAAGAGGCGGGACCAAGAGACUAACCUGUGGAAUGAACCUGGAGACCCUUCUCAUUCUGAGAGAGAUGAUGAUCGGGCACUUUAUAACCUGCUGCAGACCAGAGCAAAAACACGCAGGGGGUCUCAGGGCUACAGGCGUCUGAGCGUAGACAUCGAGGCCAUGAGAGAAGUGCGGAGAGAGGUCAGGGAUAAAUGGAAGAUGAUCCUGGAGAACCUUGGUUUCAUGGCGGAGGCAGAGUCUCUGUUGACGGUGUCUGCAAGCGCGUCGUAUGAUCGCAUGCGGAAUGCCGCGGCCGCCCGUAAGCUCCUUCACACGCUUCAUUCUGAGACGUCCAUCUUCAACAGCAAAGAUGCUCCACCUGAGAGAUACCUCUUCAUCCUGGAUCGGCUGCUAUACCUAGACGCUGCAGAAGAUUUUGUUGCCAAGGCUCGAAGGUUCUACCCACCUAAAGAUGACGAUGACGACGAUGAAGACAAUCCAGCGAUCAACUUGCCUUUACUGCUCUCCCGCGUAAACCGCGACUUAUCUGGAGCGGAGGAGGAUGAGGAUGAGGAUGGAGAGACCAGCGGACGAGAGGAGUGA